CAGGUACCUAAGAAAAAAUAUCUAUUAUAUCUUCAAUAAGAAGGAUAAGCAAAUUAUCCACAUAUUGAUUACAAAAUGAUGCUUGCAUAUCCGAUUUUUGUGCGUGUUCCAAAUAUACCAUGUGCAAGGAAAAACGGAUAAAUGUAAACAAAAUGGCUGACCAGGUGGAUGACAAACUUGAAAAACUGAAAAGUUUUAUGAAGGAUGUGAAAGAUAUCGAAAAGAGAGACGAAGUUUUAACUAGUGAUAAGCAAAUAGAAAGGCUAACAAAGCCAGGCUCUAAAUAUCUUAAUUUAAAUCCAUAUGAAGUAUUACAAGUACGACCUGAUUCUUCUGAAGAAGAAAUCAGAAAAAGUUACAAAAAAAUGUCUAUAUUAGUCCAUCCUGAUAAAAAUCCAAAUGAUAAAGAAAGAGCAGAAAAGGCAUUUGAAGCAAUAAGGAAUGCUAACAAGCUUCUUCAAGAUGAGGAUCAAGUAAAAAAAAUUAAACGUUUGCUGGAGGAAGCAGAUGCAAUGGUUCAAAUAAAUUUAAGAGAUAAAAGGAAAGAGGUUAAAAAGAUAUCACCAUUAGCAACAAUACCAGAAGAUGAAAGUCCUGAAGCAUAUGCUAGAUUAAAGAGAGCAAUAACAGCAAAACUAUUUGCCGACAACGAAAUAAAAAAACAGGAAGUGGUAGAAAGGCAACAACAAGAAAAAAAGCGUGAACGGGAACAUGAAAUAGAUGAAGAAGACAAAGCAAAAAAACAGAAAGAAUUUGAGAAAAAGUGGGAUGAAAGUCGAACAGGACGUGUUAAUGAUUGGCGAAACUUUCAAAAAAAUGCUAAAAAGAAAGAGAAAAAGCAUAAAACAAAGGCUUUUAAGCCUCCCUCUAUGAAACCAGAAAAAAGAUAACUCUAAAUGCAUAUUAUGCUUAUGUCAAAUGUUGUAUCAUUUCUCAACAAUCAAGUGGUGUUUGCAAGAUAUCUAUUUUUGAACAUCUAUUCCUAUAAAACUGGACUUCUAAUUCUGUUAAUCAAUUUUAUAAUGUUGAAUUCUCAGAAUGUUUUUAUUACAAAAUGUGGUCAUUAAACCUCCUUACUAGCCUAUGUAUAUAUAUUGAACACUAAAAUAAACAAUGAAUGUUAUUUCUCCCCUA
This is a messenger RNA of Hydractinia symbiolongicarpus, 1134 nucleotides long. Its product is annotated as dnaJ homolog subfamily C member 8-like. The record is from RefSeq and is a predicted model, not a curated record. The transcript has a single exon. Gene Ontology annotation, cellular component: nucleus. NCBI's taxonomy places the organism in Eukaryota, Metazoa, Cnidaria, Hydrozoa, Anthoathecata, Hydractiniidae. Bases 120 to 890 code for a protein of 256 amino acids.